Molecule: messenger RNA, 816 nt
Organism: Fusarium mangiferae
Lineage: Eukaryota; Fungi; Ascomycota; Sordariomycetes; Hypocreales; Nectriaceae
Exons: 2
Coding region: 1-816 (271 amino acids)
Cellular component (GO): membrane
Source: RefSeq, a predicted model, not a curated record
AUGGGUUUAGUUCAGUUCGAGGAUGGAAAGGUCCUCUAUUACCCAUAUACACCUUCGACUGCAGCUAGCUAUGGCUUCAUGGCAUGCUUUGCCAUUGUCACAUGCGUACACAUCGUCCGUGUUGUGCAGACCAAAAGGCGCUUUUUUAUCCCCAUGAUCCUUGGUAGUAUAUGCGAGACAUUUGGAUAUUAUGGUCGCGCUUGGGCCGGUCAACUACCCAACUCGCCCAGGCCAUUCAUGUUGCAACUCAUGCUCAUUCUUGUCGCACCGGUGUUUAUCUGUGCUACCAUAUACGUCACGUUAGGGCGACUAAAACACUGUAUCCUCGGCCGACCUAAUCGAAAAUGCAGCAUAACAGUACUAUUUAUUCUUACCGAUAUCGUGGCUUUCUGCUCUCAGAUCGGCGGUGGUCUCGUCCAGGUCACCGGCAAUCUCGACCUCAUGAAGAUUGGAGACCAUGUGAUUUUAGGCGGCCUUGUCUUUCAAUUGAUAGUUUUGACUAUUUAUCUAGGCCUGGUCUAUAAGUUCUGGAGGGAAGCUAAAGGACAGCAUGAUAUAAAUGGUCCUCGGUGGGAGCCUUUCACAGCAGCGUUGGCUGGAACGGUUGUAGCAGUCUGGAUUCGAAAUCUGGUUCGUGCAAUCGAAUUCAUGCAAGGGUUCCAUGGUUUCAUCAGCGAAAAUGAGGCCAUGAUAUAUAUCUUUGACGCCUUUCUGAUGUUACUGGUUAUGGUAGCCUUUAUUCCAUUCUACAAUAGUAGUGGUAUAGUGCCACAGCACGUCAAGGGAGGAUGGGAUGCUAUCGAGUUAGGUUCUUGA